Messenger RNA from Paramisgurnus dabryanus, 4002 nucleotides. Lineage: Eukaryota; Metazoa; Chordata; Actinopteri; Cypriniformes; Cobitidae. The record is from RefSeq and is a predicted model, not a curated record.
CGCGUGAAGUAAAAUGCCUAAAAAUACGCUGAACUCACAUCCGGGUUCGUAUAGCUCACUGUAAAUGAUUUGCAUGAUCAUUUAUGCUUGAGCUUGCGUUGAAGAAAAUGAACUGGAAAGAAGGCGAUGAUUGCCACUCCCAUGGUCACAUGGGUGACAGUUGCCAUGGACAUGGUGGUGGCCACUCCCAUGGCCAUGGAGGGCAUGGAUUUGGUGCUUUUUUGCCUGGUUUCCAAAGUCCACUUUUUGAAAGACCUCCUGAUUCAACACAGCAGCCGACAAAGUUCUCACACCCUGAGGACAGCAGUUCAUGGGAUAUUGUAAAGGCAACACAGUUUGGCGCUCUUGAGAGAUGUAAAGAACUAAUAGAAUCUGGUUAUGAUGUCCGGCAACCUGACAAAGAGAAUGUUACUCUGCUCCACUGGGCCGCCAUCAAUAAUCGAGCAGAUAUUGUCAAAUACUAUAUAUCUAAAGGUGCCAUUGUGGACCAACUAGGUGGUGACCUGAAUUCUACUCCUUUGCAUUGGGCGAUACGACAGGGUCAUUUAUCUAUGGUCAUUCAGCUCAUGCGUUAUGGAGCUGACCCAUCAGUAGCAGAUGGAGAGGGGUAUCGUGGUCUUCAUCUGGCAGUUCUCUUCCAACAUUUGCCCAUUGCUGCAUACUUGAUGGCCAAAGGACAGGAAGUGGAUUCCCUGGACAUAAAUGGACAGACCUCAUUGAUGUUAGCGGCACAAAAAAUAAUUGGACCUGAGCCAACAAACUUCCUGCUGAAGUGCAAUGCUUCAGUGAAUGCAGUGGAUAAAGUGAACAGAAACUCUCCUCUGCAUUGCGCUGUGCUGGCCGGCAAUGUAGAUGCUGCCCACAUCCUGUUGGAGGUUGGAGCCAGUGUUGACCUGGAGAAUGCCAAUGGUCAUACUGCUAUUGACCUGGCACACCAGGUGCGCAGUCCUCUGCUCAUUCACAUGCUUAACGUGGUGAAGACUGAGCGAAUCAAGGCCAACUCCAUGUGCUUGAAAGUUUUCAAUAAAUACAAGGUUUAUCUACUCUGUGUAUUUAGUGUUAUUGUGGUUGGAGCAUUUGGUGCCAUAUUAGACAUGAGAACAGAGUCUUGGUUAUUGAAGGGGGUGCUGCUUGGCUGCAUUAUGGCUAUGAUCAAUCUCACUUCAAGGCAGUUGGGGAGUAUGGCAGUACAAUCUUUGAUUCCCUUGACAGGUCUCAUGGCUUCUGUAUUUUGGAUGGUGGUCACCUGGGGCUUAUGGUUUCUGCCUGAUAUCCACAGUGCAACCGUUCAGAUGCUAUUCACUCUAAACUUCACAAGCCUGCUGUAUUACUAUGUUCGCUCCUGCAGGACAGACCCAGGGAUUGUAAAAGCAACCGAGGAAGAGAAAAAAAAGAAUAUUGUGGUUCUGGCAGAGGCAGGCUGUCUGGAUCCAAGGAUAUUUUGUACUUCGUGUAUGAUGACAAAGCCAAUGAGAGCCAGUCAUUGCUUUUCUUGUAACACCUGUGUUGCUAAACAGGACCACCACUCAAUUUGGAUCAAUGGCUGCAUAGGGGCCAGAAAUCACACAUUCUUUGUGCUUUUCCUAGCAGCUCUGAACUUCCUCUGCAUUUGGAUGUUCUACGGCAGUAUCAUGUACUGGUCCAAACACUGCCCUCUGCAUUAUGCAGAGGAGGGUGCAUGGGGGACAAUAACCACGCUGAUGAGUUGCUCUGCCUGGGUGCUCUACGUCUUCUUUAUUGUUUUCUUCAAUUCAGCCUGGGCCUCCAUCCUACUGGUGUUGCAGCUUUACCAGAUUGCAUUUCUGGGUCUGACAACCGCAGAGAGAACAAACCUGUUGCACAGACAGAGGAAACUCCCUCAGGCCUCGCUCAGACAAAAUCCAUUCAAUCUUGGAGUGGUGAGAAAUCUGGUGAACUUCUUCCAGUGUCGAUGCUGUGGUCUUUGUAAGCCAGUGGUGCUUGACUGGACUCAGCAGUAUCCAAUGGGUCUCAGCAGAGAGCAUCCCAUGUUCAGUGGUCCAGAUGCUGUCUAACGUCCAUUGACAAGUGACUCACUCAGGGAGAGCAGUGUCUCCUCUUGGACAAUAGAACUGCCAUGGACUUAUUAUGGCUACAUUAUGCUAUAAUAAAGGUUGUUAAUUUGUAUGUGUAAUGGAAUAUUUUAAAGUUAAAUAUUUUGUAAGGUACUUAAACAGGUAACCUCUUACUGAAAAAUCGUCUUUUUGUAAGGAGUUUUCUAAAUCAGAGCAGUUUGUUUUCCUACAAAUCUUUACCAAAAAUAGCUAUCAAAUAAAAUGCUGAGUUACAAAAUCUUGUUGACGGUAUACCAUCUGUGGAAAAACUACAUUUCUUAUUUUUUUGAGAAAUGUACAUCUAGAUCAUAGGCGGAGCUCUAAAACAUUACUUUGUAAGUUAUUUUGUAAAAUAAAUUAAUCUGAUCAUAAUAUUUGUAUUUUAUCAAAACUUUGCACUUGUUAAAGUCACUUUUUAUGUUGCCAUCCAAUCACAAUGAAGAAGAGGUAUCUAAAGCGCUCAUCUUUCAAACAAUGACUGGCAUGUGCAGCUGCCUUAAAACCUUUGGUGGAGUCCUUGAUUUUACCCCAAGAUUGUAUAAAUUAAUUGCCAAUGUACUGUUCACUGCAUAUUAAUUUUCCUUCUCGUUUUUAACCUGUAUAAAUUAGCCAUUAAAUUGUCGCGUUUUAGAAGUUAAUUAAAUGCCCUAAAAUUAAUUAACCCCGUGCAUGAUUUUUUUUAUUGCAGUGUAGAUACUGUAGUGAGUAACCCAUUAAACCUCUUACCUUUCAUAUAAUUGCUGUUUAUAUUUACUGUCAAGCAGUAAUUCAUUAUAAUUUAGGAUGCUUCAAUAUUUGGGAUGCUAUAUAAUAAUAAAAACUGCUACAGUUGAGUGUAAUUUAGCUCAAUAUAGUUCUAUUAUUAUUAUUAUCAUUAAUAAACAUACAAUUAACAGUGCUCAUUCUGUACAGUUACAAAAUAUGAAAUCCAUUAUCGUUUUUAUCCAACAUUAGGGCUGUAUGUUAUUUUAAUGUAGUCAAUUAAUUUUUUUAAGUUUAAUUAUCAUAACAGUGGUGGUUGGUGAUUUCUUCUGUGGCGCAAAUUCAAAAUAUGUUUUUGGAGUGUCGUGUGUUGUUCGUCAUCCCAAAAUAUGUGUUUGUUGCGUCAUGUGAACCAUGUGCAUCAUGCGUUUUGUCAAAAUAAGUGUCUGCUGCACACAUGUCGAAACGGUUUAUGAUAAAGGAUACAUUCACAAAAUACUCACAAGUCUUACUUAACUGUAAACUCUAAUUACACAUGAGAUUAAGCGAGUGUCUGGCAAACACGAGUGUCACUUUUAUCAUAAACCCUUUUAGACUCUUGUUUAGGCUGGCACUUAUUUUGACAAGACGCUUGAUGCACAUGGUUAACAUGACGCAGCAAACACAUAUUUUGAAAUGAUGAACCACACACAUGAGGGGCUAAAUACAUGUUGUGACAAGCUUCACACCGUGCGCCCUAAAAAAAAAAGAAGUCACCGGCCGCCACUGAUCUUUAGUUUGUGAGUAAAAAUCAUAGCACUUGAUACUAUGAUAGACCACUCUGCCCUCCUUAAGCUCAAAUGUCAAGCUAUGCCGAUGAUCAAGAUAUAAAUUACUCAGAUCUGAAAUAACUUUGAUAUGACUUGGAUAUACUCUGCUGAGCUACCAAUUCAUUAUUUCUGUAAGUAAAAUGUACUUAAACAUUAACUCAUUAAAUCAUAAUCAAAUCAAUUAAUAAAAAUUAUUUUAGUGGCAGUUUUUACCUUUUUGUAGUCAUUAAUAACCACUGUGUUGUACCGGACCAUAUGUGUUAGUAUCAAAAUGUCAACAUCAUCUUUACAGCAAUUGUCAGUACUAUUCUGUAUAAUUUUUGUAAAAAAUAAUCAAUUGCAAUUGUAAGAAAAAUGUGCUAUUCUUGAAACCUGUUCUGUGCUUUGGAAUAAAUCAGACUUUGGAAUAAAUCUAACUU